Messenger RNA from Chinchilla lanigera (long-tailed chinchilla), 1920 nucleotides. RefSeq names its product sterol 26-hydroxylase, mitochondrial. Gene Ontology annotation, molecular function: monooxygenase activity; oxidoreductase activity, acting on paired donors, with incorporation or reduction of molecular oxygen; heme binding. The record is from RefSeq and is a predicted model, not a curated record. The transcript is spliced from 9 exons. Gene Ontology annotation, cellular component: mitochondrial inner membrane. Gene Ontology annotation, biological process: C21-steroid hormone biosynthetic process; cholesterol metabolic process; glucocorticoid biosynthetic process. Bases 75 to 1682 code for a protein of 535 amino acids. NCBI's taxonomy places the organism in Eukaryota, Metazoa, Chordata, Mammalia, Rodentia, Chinchillidae.
UCUUUGUUUAACUCCAGGGCUGGUCCAAGCGCCCCACCUCGGGAUCCCAAGGUGCAGACCGGUGAGCACGACUCAUGGCUCCGCUGGGCUGCGUGAGGCUGCGGUGGGCACUGCUGGGCACGCGGGUGGCUGGACGUGGCCUCUGCCCACUCGGGUGCAGAGCGAAGGCCGCAAUCCCUGCCUCUCUCCCCGCGGACGAGGCAGCCGAGGGACCUGGAGCCGGUCCCGGAGAUCCGCGGCGGCUGCGGAGCUGGGAGGAGCUUCCCAGGAUCGGACGGCUGCGCUUCUUAUUCCAGCUGUUCGGGCAAGGUUAUGCCUUGCGCCUGCACGAGCUCCAGAUGCUGACCAAGGCCAAGUAUGGUCCAAUAUGGACAUCUACCACGGGCCCUCAACUCCUAGUGAACCUGGCCAGCGCCCCACUUUUGGAGCAAGUGAUGCGGCAGGAGGACAAGUACCCCACAAGGGACUCUAUGGAGCUAUGGAAGGCACACCGGGAUCAUCAGAGUCUGCCAUACGGGCUCUUCACCACGGAAGGACAUCAGUGGUACCAGCUGCGCCAGGCUCUGAACCAGCGGAUGCUGAAACCAGCUGAGGCGGUGCUGUACACAGAUGCUUUAAAUGAGGUGAUUGAUGACUUCAUUGUUCGGCUGAACCAGAUUCGGGCAGAGAGUGCCUCGGGCGAUCAGGUGCCGGACGUGGCUCACCUCUUCUACCACUUUGCCUUGGAAGCUAUUUGCUACAUCCUGUUUGAGAAGCGCAUUGGUUGCCUGGAACCGUCCAUCCCUGAGGAUACGGUGAACUUCAUCAGAUCUGUUGGGCACAUGUUCCAGAACUCAGUCUAUGUCACCUUCCUCCCCAAGUGGACCCGUCCCCUGCUGCCCUUCUGGAGGCGAUACCUGGAUGGUUGGAACACCAUCUUCGUCUUUGGAAAAAAGUUGAUUGAUCAGAAAUUCAAAGAAGUGGAGGCCCAACUACAGGCAGCAGGACCAGAUGGGGUCCAGAUAUCCGGCUACCUACACUUCCUGCUGUCCAGUGGGCUGCUCAGCCCUCGUGAGGCCUUGGGCAGCCUGCCUGAGCUGCUCUUGGCUGGUGUGGACACGACAUCCAACACACUGGCGUGGGGCCUGUACCACCUUUCAAAGAACCCAGAGGUCCAGACAGCCUUGCACAAAGAAGUGGUGGGUGUGGCACCCCCAGGGAAGGUGCCGCAGCACAAGGACUUUGCCCACAUGCCCCUGCUCAGAGCUGUGAUUAAGGAGACCCUGCGCCUCUACCCGGUGGUCCCCACAAACUCACGAGUCAUCAUGGAAAAGGAAAUUGAAAUUGAUGGCUAUGUGUUCCCCAAGAACACCCAGUUUGUGCUGUGCCACUAUGUGGUGUCCCGGGACCCCAGCAUCUUUCACGAUCCUGAGAGCUUCCGGCCUCACCGCUGGCUGAGGGAGAACAAGGCGGAUGCUGCUAAGGCCCAACACCCAUUUGGUUCUGUGCCCUUUGGUUAUGGGGUCCGGGGCUGCCUGGGCCGCAGGAUUGCAGAGCUGGAGAUGAAGCUGCUGCUGGCAAGGCUGAUGCAGCACUACGAGGUGGUCUUGGCGCCUGAGACAGGGGAGCUGGAGGCUAUGGGCCGCAUCGUCCUGGUUCCCAAUAAGAAGGUGGCCCUGCGUUUCCUGCAGAGGCAGUACUGAGCUGGGCCCCUGCUUUCCUGGCGCUUGUCCCGGAGUCCCCAGCCCUAGCUUGGCAGUUGCUGGUCAUUGACGUGGCCCAGGUGAGGAAGAAAGGAAGACUAGACAGGCUGGUGGAACUCAGUGCCUUUCCCACAGCGCCUGAGGUUCUGCCACAUUUAGCAUUUAACAACAGAUAAAGCCACUCCUAUCAACUUGCUGUCCUUGGAUGUGACACAAAAUAAAAGUCUUCUACUAAUUA